CCCCCAGAUUCAUGCCCAAAACAAGAAUUCGACGACCACUUUCCUUUUCUGAGCAGAUCAACAGGGACUUUCUCUCCAUAAAGACUUGAUCCUCUGUCCCUCCAAACUCUUGUCUUAUUGUUCUCUCCAUCUUCCAAGUUCAGAACAUAUCUCCACUUAUACACAUACCAAGCUUUCAUCUCCACAUAUCAAGCAAACAAUCAACAUGCCUCUAUUCAACCGCCAUCAAAACGUCGAGACCGCUCCUGUAGUCGAGGAGAAGCCUAAGCGCAGCAGCACGCUGUUUGGUCGUCGCAAGGAAACCGAGGUCUCUCCCGUUCGCUCCACCACUACCCAUCACACUACAACCACCAGCAGCACAUCGCCUCAUCGUCGCUCCGGUCUUUUGCACAGGAGAGAUGAGGACCCUACUAUCAUUGCCGCCCGGGAAAGAGUUAUGAAUGCAGAAGCUGCGGAACGAGAUGCCGAUAGAGCUCUCGUUGCUGCCAGAGUUGCUGUCAAGGAAGCGAGGGAACAUAUCAAGAGAUUGGAGAAGGAGGCUGCCGAAGAGGCGAGACUUGCCAGAAUCAAGCAGGAUCAGGCAAAGAGCAUGUCGAAGCGUGGACAUGCACUUGGUCGACAUGAAAACCACUAGGUCAUCAAACCCAGUGAUGCGUCGAAGUUGUUCUCACGAUGCGACGAUACCCUUUCCAACUUCACGCAACAUAUACCCCUCCUUUCAUUUGUCUCGAGCAAUGGCACGAUCCGAAUAUGUAUGAGUAUGCACAGCGAGCGAUGAGCAUGCGAGCGUGGUUUUGAUUUCAGCGAUUGUACAAUAAAUAGCUUGCAGCGUUUGAUCAUUUCAAUUCAAGAUUUUAUCAAAGAUUCUAUCAAGAACUAGGCUUCACCGAGAAUAAUUUGACUGCAACAAAGUGAUGGCUUGAAUUAUUCUAUUAUAUCCUCG
Molecule: messenger RNA, 943 nt
Organism: Mollisia scopiformis
Lineage: Eukaryota; Fungi; Ascomycota; Leotiomycetes; Helotiales; Mollisiaceae
Exons: 3
Coding region: 206-634 (142 amino acids)
Source: RefSeq, a predicted model, not a curated record